ACCACUUCUGCAGCCUCUCAGGAUUCAAGCUCAACCGAGACAAGACUCAAGUCCUCGCGCACUCGCCGUUGCUCAACCUGUCGACGUUGCAGCUCGUUCAGCCGUCGCAGCCGACCAAGGCGCUUGGCAUCCUCACGACCUUGGCCGGCAAGGCCAUCAUCCUACAAACCGUCUGCCUGCCGGUACUCUGGUACCAGCUCGCGUGGGUUGCGCCGGACAGCAAGACGGCCGAAUGCAUUGACAAAAUGAUCCUCCAGUUCAUCAACGGCGAACCGCCAGUCAUCGGCGAGGGCGCGCAAGGCCACCGGAUGCUCCACCAAAGCACCGUCUUCGCACCGAAACAUCAAGCCGGCCUCGGCCUCAAGCCCGCGUUCUUCCCGUGGUCCGCGCGACACCGCGGCCACUCGCUCCGGUUCUUGCAAGCCGCGCUAACGACGUCCCCAGACCCGGCCUGGUCGUCGCCAAGCAUGGCCGUCAUCGCCAACGCCUACGCACCGUGGGGCGACUUUGCAGACCUCGCCUUCGCCGAUCCGUCGCUCCCCCGGAUACGGCGCCUGCUCACGUCGAAGGCAGUACCCGACCGGUUUAAGUUCAUGCUCAACUACUGGUUCUCCAUGCGCGUGGGGCCGAGCACGCUUCCGGCGCCGUCGCCGCUGAUCCACGCACAACCGCUUUGGUCCAACCAGUUUCUUCCA
Saprolegnia diclina VS20 is the source of this 695-nucleotide messenger RNA. RefSeq lists its product as hypothetical. The annotation marks the transcript as partial. NCBI's taxonomy places the organism in Eukaryota, Oomycota, Saprolegniomycetes, Saprolegniales, Saprolegniaceae. The record is from RefSeq and is a predicted model, not a curated record. The transcript has 2 exons.